AUGGCGACCCGCUUUCUGCUGCGGAGUUUCUGGGCCGCGCGUCUGGCGCUGCCGCCUGCCGGCUGCCGCCUCCGCCCGGCGUCCUCAGAAGCCCAGCGUCGCAGCUACGCCCGCGGCCCCGCUGGCCUCCCGGCCGACCUACUCCGCGGGGACAGCUUCGUGGGAGGCCGCUGGCUCCCUGUCCCCGCCACCUUCCCGGUGUACGACCCGGCCAGCGGCGCCACGCUGGGCACCGUGGCCGACUGCGGGGUGCCCGAGGCCCGCGCAGCUGUGCGCGCCGCCUAUGAUGCCUUCUGCAGCUGGAAAGGGGUCUCGGUCAAGGAGAGGAGUUCAUUACUUCGCAAAUGGUAUGACUUAAUGAUGCAAAAUAAGGACGACCUUGCCAAGAUCAUAACAGCCGAGAGUGGAAAACCCCUGAAAGAGGCCCAGGGAGAAGUUCUGUACUCAGCCCUUUUCCUAGAAUGGUUCUCAGAGGAAGCUCGUCGUAUCUAUGGAGACAUCAUCUAUACCUCUGCCAGGGAUAAACGGGGGCUGGUCCUCAAGCAGCCCAUUGGUGUGGCCGCAAUCAUCACACCGUGGAAUUUUCCUAGUGCCAUGAUCACCCGGAAAGUGGGGGCCGCCCUGGCAGCUGGCUGCACUGUGGUGGUGAAACCUGCCGAAGACACACCCUACUCUGCCCUGGCCUUGGCACAGCUUGCAAACCAGGCAGGAAUCCCUCCAGGGGUCUACAAUGUCAUUCCCUGCUCUAGAACCAAAGCCAAGGAAGUGGGAGAGGCACUAUGCACCGAUCCACUGGUGUCCAAGAUUUCCUUUACUGGCUCAACAGCAACAGGAAAGAUCCUGCUGCACCAUGCAGCAAAUUCUGUGAAGCGUGUCUCCAUGGAGCUAGGUGGCCUCGCCCCGUUCAUUGUCUUUGACAGUGCCAAUGUGGACCAGGCUGUCACAGGAGCAAUGGCAUCGAAAUUUAGGAAUGCUGGGCAGACUUGUGUUUGCGCAAACAGAUUCUUGGUACAACGUGGUAUUUACGAUUCCUUUGUAAAGAAGUUUGCAGAAGCAAUGCAGAAAAGCCUGCGUGUGGGUAAUGGAUUUGAGGAAGGAAUAACUCAGGGCCCACUGAUUAAUGAGAAAGCAGUAGAAAAGGUAGAGAAGCAUGUGAAUGAUGCAGUUGCCAAAGGGGCCACAGUUGUGACAGGCGGGAAGCGACACCAAAGAGGAGGAAAUUUCUUUGAGCCCACCCUGCUCAGCAAUGUCACCAAGGGCAUGCUCUGCAUCACUGAGGAGACCUUUGGGCCCCUGGCACCAGUUGUCAAGUUUGAUAAAGAAGAAGAGGCCAUUGCCAUCGCAAAUGCAACUGAUGUUGGAUUAGCAGGGUACUUUUACUCUCAAGACCCAGCCCAGAUCUGGAGAGUGGCAGAGCAGCUGGAGGUGGGCAUGGUCGGCGUGAAUGAAGGACUGAUCUCUUCAGUGGAGUGUCCCUUUGGUGGUGUGAAGCAGUCUGGCCUUGGGCGAGAAGGGUCCAAAUAUGGCAUUGAUGAGUAUCUGGAGGUCAAGUAUGUGUGUUAUGGAGGCUUGUAGGGUUCUUCACUUCUUUAAAAAUAAUAAAGCUACAUAGAUCUGUAGGGACAUGCCAUCCAUUUUUAAAAUAAACAAGCAGGUUAUCAGAGUUACGAAUUUUAAAAAAUUCAGUCCUCAUCAUUGUAGAUAUAAAUUAUGACCCUUCCCUUAUCUAACUAGGGACCAAUGGAUGCCAUAUGCCUGUGACUGUGGGCCCUAGCCAGUACUGGGGCCCCAGCACAACCCCACUGCCUCAGGACAAGGUACAGUGUGAGUGCUCACAUGUCCCUGCUCCUCACAAAGUGUAGUCACUGUGUGGGCAGUGGCUCCCCAAUCUCCAUGGGACUGCCCAGCUUAGGCCCACAAUGCAGGAAAUGCUGGAAUGAUAGACAGUUGGAUGGGGUAGUUCACAUCCGGUGAGGAGCAGUUGCCUGUUCAGAGGGGUUAUGGCGAAGGCUUUGAUUUCCUAAGACUUCUUUCUAAAUGUCUAUACCAUAUAGAAUGAGAGUUGUUUCUCCUUGUUUCUGGGCUACUUUUUUUUUUGUCAAGACAGGGUUUCUCUGUAUAGCCCCGGCUAUCCUGGAACUCGUAUAGACCAGGCUGGCCUCAAACUCAGAGAUCUGCAUGCCUCUGCUUCCACAGCUCUGGGCUGCUUUAUUAAUUGCUGAGAGCAGGGUUGGUUUAUUUUUGUUCUGUUUUGGUUCAUGUUCAUUUGGUUUGGUUUUAUGAGACAGGGUCUUACUAAGUAGCCUAGGCUGGCUUCGAACUCACAGCUCUUCUGUUUCAGCCUCCCGAGUGCUGUGGUUGCAGGUGUGCUAUGCCACACCUGGGUAAAAGGAAGUCACCAUUGCCCAAAACUUAGAGCUUAUGUUUCAUUUUAUUUCUCUUAGAAAAUCAACCCAUGAUGGGGGCAAGAAUCAGUAGAGGUGGUUUGGUAGGAUGGAAAGCAUGCCUUUUGUUUCUUUCCCAGGAAUUUAACCAAUAGCCUUUGUGCAUACUAGCAUGGUUCUACUGAUGAGCUAUCCCUGACGGUUUUAAUUUUUGAGAAAGAGUCUUGGUAAGUCACACUGGCUGGCCUUGAGCUUUUUAUUGUUCCGCCUUAGUUUCUUGGCAGGCCUGCCCCACCAGGCCAUGCCAGUGGGGAGCGUGGACUCUUCAGCUGUUUCCUUUGCUGUGCAGUUCUGCUGCCUGGAUGUGCUGCUCAGGAUGCCAUGUCCCACUUGUAGAGAGUCAUGUUUGACUUAAAGGACAUUGUGAGCCUGAAGGAAGUGAAAAGACUUCACAAAUAAUGGAAACGCUGCCGAAGCAUAGGAACACUUUUGACGAUGGGCUGUACCACCCUGCCCUGCCCUGAGCUUCGGGAGUGUGGCUUUGUGGAGGGAAGAAACCAGGUGUCAUUUCAAAUACACUUUAAACAGUGUCAGCCAGUGGAUUUGGCAAAUACAAAUUUUUGUGCAGGUUUGACUCACUGGGUAUAUCAUUGGCCCAGACAGUUCUUACAAUAAACAAUUUUUUGAAAUUGAAAUGGGGUGGGGAUUUGGUGGUAAAAUAUAUACUCAGCAUGCUGGAGGCCAUAGAUUAAUCAUCACCACUGAAAAUAAGUUGACACAAAAGAACACCUUACUUAGAAAAAUGGUUUUGGGCUAUAGGAAGACAGUAUUUGGGAUUUUUUUUUUUAAACAGGAGCUCUUAUUGGCCUUAAACUCCCAGUCUAAAAUGAUCCCCCUGCUGUAGUCUCCCAAAUACUUGCUGCUAUAGCCAUGUUUUCACCAAAUCAGUUUUUGGGAUUUUUUAGGGGUUUUCAUUGAGUUUGGGUUUCAUAUAGUUCAAGUUCACCCUGAAACUCUCUUGUCCCUACACUACCAUGCCCAGCUAAGAAGUGUUUUUUGUUUUUUGUUUUGUUUUGUUUUUUGUUUUUACGAGACAGGGUUUCUCUGUAUUGUUUUGGAGGCCGUCGGUCCAGCCUGGCCUCCAACUCACAGAGAUCCGCCUGCCUCUGCCUCCCGAGUGCUGGGAUUAAAGGCGUGCGCCACCACCGCCCGGCUAAGAAGUGUUUUUAAAUGAACCUUUAUUAUUGUUCCAUAAGAUAUGUGAUGGAUGGAAUUUUUGAAGAUGUAUAUACAGACAUGUAAGGGCAAAUGUUGAUGAACCACAACCUGUGAACCAAAUCCUGUCACUGCUUUUAUAUUAACUCAUGAGUUUAAAGUAUUUUAUAUAUUCAAAUGGUUGGGGUGGGUUAGAACAGUUAUUUCAUGAAAUUCCAGUGUCUGUGGAUGAACACAGAAACAGUGCCCUGUGCCUGAGUAGCUUUGCUGAGACAGUAUGGCCUGCAGAACCAAAAGGAUUUAUUGCAAGGCUGCUAAAAGGUUACAACCCCUCACUUAAACCAAAAGGGAGACAGACGCUGGCCUCUGUGUGUAUGAGACAUUGUUUCAUUCUGUUGAACAUCUGCUGAGAAGGCACAUUUUCUGGGCAUUUGUUACCAGGAGUUCUUGGCAGUAAUAAAGUUAACCUGAUAAUCCUGUCAUCUUGAAAAGCACUUAUUCCCUCCAGUUAGUGGCAUCCACUGAAAGUACCAGAGUUCAUUUGUGUCUUUUCCCAUCUGAGGGGCCUUUAACCAUGACCCGGUAGAGAGGGCUUGUUUCCUUUCUGUAUCUUUGUUCUUUGGGACCUAGAUGCACAAUGUAAACAAGCCUAUUUGGUGAUGUCACAGCCUUCCAAUUGGGUCCCUUGGGUUUGCCUCUCUGGAGGCCGGGCCCCAGUGUUUUAAUUACCCAUGCGCAGCUAUUUAAAAACAGAAUUUUACUUGAAUAAUACUUAAUACUGUGAUUGUUUAAUGCCAUACUUUGUAAGAUAAAUCUUGGAAGUUGAGAAAUGUUUUGCUCUGUAAAAUUGUAUGUGUUAACUCAUUUUUCUCAUGUUUGACAUUGUCUGCUCAAAAGUAUUGAAUCUCAUUAAUAAAUGUUGAACUAACAGGA
Mesocricetus auratus (golden hamster) is the source of this 4532-nucleotide messenger RNA. It is a transcript of the gene Aldh5a1, whose product is annotated as aldehyde dehydrogenase 5 family member A1. The record is from RefSeq and is a predicted model, not a curated record. Lineage: Eukaryota; Metazoa; Chordata; Mammalia; Rodentia; Cricetidae. Gene Ontology annotation, molecular function: succinate-semialdehyde dehydrogenase (NAD+) activity. Bases 1 to 1575 code for a protein of 524 amino acids. Gene Ontology annotation, biological process: GABA catabolic process. The transcript has 10 exons.